AUGGAUGACUAUCACGGGAUUGAAACAGAGGAUAAUACCUUCUUGUUCACAUCAGAAAGUGUAAAUGAAGGACAUCCAGAUAAAAUAUGCGACCAAAUCGCAGAUGCUAUACUGGAUGCCUGUCUUGAACAGGAUCCAAAUAGCAAGGUCGCAUGUGAAGCAUGCGCUGCACAAAAUCUAGUCAUGGUAUUCGGAGAAAUCACAACAAAUGCUAUCGUGGACUAUAAAGCUGUGGUAAGACGAGUAUUGACAGAUAUUGGAUACACAUCAGACGAACUAGGGUUCGAUGCUUCAACGGUAGAAAUCAUGGUAAGACUAGCGCAACAGGCUCCAGAAAUUGCCAGCGCUGUACACUUGGGAAGGAAACUUGAAGAAACUGCAGCAGGAGAUCAGGGCAUUAUGUUCGGGUACGCAUCAGAUGAAACACCUGAAUUAAUGCCAUUAUCGCACUCACUUGCAACUAAACUUGGAAAAAGGUUAACAAAGGUGCGAAAAUCCAAAGUUAUGCCUUAUCUGAGACCCGAUGGGAAAACACAAAUCACCGUUGAAUAUAAAAUCGAAAAAAACGGACAUCUAGAGCCCAAACGAGUGCACACCGUUCUUAUUUCGACACAACACGAUCCUGAUAUCACUAUUGAAAAACUUCGAGAAGAUCUCAUGGAACAUGUAGUCAAACAAACUAUACCAGCACAGUUCCUUGAUCAACACACAAUAUAUCUACUCAACCCUUCUGGAAAGUGGGUACACGGGGGACCUUCAUGUGAUUCGGGGUUAACCGGAAGAAAAAUCGUCGUUGAUACAUACGGCGGUUGGGGCGCCCAUGGAGGAGGCUGCUUCUCCGGAAAAGAUGCCACAAAAGUGGACAGAUCAGGAGCAUACUACUGCCGUUUAGUAGCAAAAUCGCUAGUAGCAAACGGGUUCUGUAGAAGAGUACUGCUACAAGUGGCAUACUCAAUCGCUCUUGCAAACCCUUUAUCGCUGCACGUCAACUCGUUCGGCACUUGUGCCGAAGGAUAUGAUGAUAACGCGCUUAAAGCAAUAGUUACCAGAAACUUCGACUUCAGAGUAGGCUGCAUUAUCAAACAACUGGACCUCACCAGACCAAUAUUCUCAAGAACCAGUUGCUAUGGGCAUUUCGGCAGACACGGAGACGAAUACACGUGGGAGCGCUGCAGGGACCUUUCGCACGAAAAGGGAGCAGUUAACCACAAUUUUAAAUCUCUUGACCCGGAUUCGGGAGUUAGAUACUCCCAUACAAAACAUCCCGCGCAUAAGUAUACCCUCGCACCGGGGUUUAGAGCUAGUAAUGGAGAAUGCCUGGCAUAUUUCGCAAUACUGAUACAUAUACUCGGGAUACUAUAUGCCAUCGGAUUUAUACGAUCGGCCAAGUACACGGAACCGGCCUGGGUAACGGGGUUCAGGAGGAUUCCAUACAUACAACAAAACCCAAUCAUUACUCAAGCCGCAACUAGACAUUAUUGGAGAGAUAGGUACAACACACAUCUAUUAGCAGAGACUAAUGUUCUGGAAGCAAGAUUAGAAAGCGGAACAAAGGAUGUAAUACAACAGUUCAUGGAUAUAACAGAACAACAAUCAGAUGAGGAAAAUAUAGCCAAAAUAUAUCUCAAACAACGCUUACACAAUAUUGUCAAUGGAAUAAGUAAUGUUGGACUUGAGGAACAGCUUGGAUUAAACAAGUAUAACAGCUUUACAAACUUCGUAGAUGAUGACAACCUUAUAGCACAAGUACAAACAGCGGUACGUAGAUACAACGAUAAUGCCGCAGAAAUGCAUCUAUUCGGAGAACCAAUCGCUGUCAAGGACAACUUAGCGGUACAGGGGAUACCGUAUACAAACGGGUCUCAACUAUUCACCGGAUACAUGCCUUCAUACACUGCAAGGGCAAUCGAACGACUGCAAGAAAAUGGCGCAAUAAUCAUAGGGAAGACUGUAAUGGACGAAUUCGGAGUGGGCAGUACCACAAAAAUCGCGAAAAACCCAUUCGCUAAUACAAGAGUAGCAGGAGGGUCAUCAGGGGGAUCAGCCAGUGUAGUUGGUGGAGGGAUCAUCAAUAUAGCUAUCGGCACAGAUACAGGGGGAUCUAUACGUGUUCCAGCAGCGUUUUGUGGCUGCCUAGGAUACAGACCCUCGUAUGGACUCGUGAGCCGAUAUGGGCUUAGCGAAUUGGCAGCCAAAUUCGACACUGUAGGAACAUGCACCAAAACAGUAAACGAUGCUAUUAAGGUCAUUCUAGGCAUGAUGGAGACGUGUACAGAAGAUUCGGCGGACACUGAGGCAGCAGAACAGGUAGCAGAACAGCUAAGAGAGCUGUUACACACGGAAGAUAAAGUGGCAUCCAGCAAUCCUCUACGCGGGCAAAAAAUUGCUUCGCUAGAUAUAGAGACACUGCAGCGUAAUGGGUUACUGGAACCUGAUGUAGCCGCAAAUAUGCGUGACGUUGAAAAAACUCUCCGAAAAUUAGGAGCAGACGUCAUUGCCAUACCGCCACUACCACUGACGAAAGCAACGGAGACGUAUCACAUGUAUGUCGCCGCCCAAAUGGCAGGAAACCUACAAAGAUUCGCUGAUAAACAAUAUCACCCAGAAGGCGAACAUCUAUCUUUCGAUGCUAUGACGAAACAGAUGGAUAGAACGACCGCGGUCAGGAUGCAGUGUGGAAUAAAACUCUUACGGGAAGGACACUCACACGAAGAACUACUCGCUAAGGCAAAGGAAGAAAUAACAGAAUGGAUAGAAAAAUAUGGAGUAUUCAAACAGUAUCCCUUGGUACUAUCACCAACCAGCGCCCAUAUGCCACCGUUGGUAUCAACCAAGAGAGAGAAGCUCUCUGACAUAAUCAGGGACGAUAUAUAUUCCACAUUCGCACCGAUCAUAGGUGCCUGUGCUAUAGCGAUGCCCACUGGAAUGAGUAAAGAUAACCUGCCGUUCAGCGCACAGUUAACCGCUGCAAGGUUCGCAGACGCUUUGCUGCUCAAAGUGGCCUCGGCGUACCGAACACAUCUGCCAUUUCAUGGUGAAAACAACCCUUAA
Molecule: messenger RNA, 3051 nt
Organism: Babesia sp. Xinjiang
Lineage: Eukaryota; Apicomplexa; Aconoidasida; Piroplasmida; Babesiidae
Product: S-adenosylmethionine synthase 2
Exons: 7
Coding region: 1-3051 (1016 amino acids)
Biological process (GO): S-adenosylmethionine biosynthetic process
Cellular component (GO): cytosol
Molecular function (GO): methionine adenosyltransferase activity; ATP binding
Source: RefSeq, a predicted model, not a curated record